Messenger RNA from Alosa alosa (allis shad), 1173 nucleotides. RefSeq names its product transmembrane protease serine 12-like. The record is from RefSeq and is a predicted model, not a curated record. The coding region runs from base 66 to 959 and encodes 297 amino acids. NCBI's taxonomy places the organism in Eukaryota, Metazoa, Chordata, Actinopteri, Clupeiformes, Clupeidae. The transcript has 5 exons. Gene Ontology annotation, biological process: proteolysis. Gene Ontology annotation, molecular function: serine-type endopeptidase activity.
GAAUCUAGCGCCGUUUACAGAUCUGUAUUUUGCCUUUUGUGCUGGGUGUGAGACAGUCCGGAAUCAUGAACCUCUGCGGGAAAUUUUCAUGCUUAAUUGGCGUCGGUUCAAUUUGUCUGAUUUUAUACUUUGGCGUUGUAGAACAAAGUGGUUUCUACUUGGAGUCUGAUUGUGGCAACAGACCAGAAAACAAGGCAAUGCUGCCACCAUUGCAUUACAUGCCUUUAUUUGGUUAUCCUGUAAACAUCAGUAUUUGGCCAUGGAUUGUUUCUUUACAAUACAGCCACAAUGGCUUGGAUUCAUUUAAGCAAUACUGCUCAGGAGCCAUCAUUUAUGAAGACUGGAUAUUGACAGCAACAUCAUGUUUCUAUGAGACUGCAUUCAGAAAUUCAAGGAACUGGAGGAUCCAAACUGGGUCUUCUGACUUGAAUUAUAAUAGCCCCCACAUACAGACAUCCACAAUGGAAGAUGUUAUUUUGCACAAAGAUUACCACCCUGACUCAUCAUGGAAUAACAUUGCACUGGUGAAGUUGACAACACCACUGGUAUUCAAUAACUUUGUUGAUCGUGUCUGCAUACCUGACCUAAUGAAUGUGGAGCGGUUUAAGUAUUCAACGUGCCACAUCACUGUCCAUGAUAACACUGGAGUUUUGAAAGAGAGCCCUGUGAACAUAUUUCCACAUUCAACAUGUAACAUGCUUUCAUGGCAUAAGUUCAAAGUGUCUGCAGAUAUGUUUUGCGCCGGCUACGAGUAUGGAGGUUUUGAUGGAUGUCUGGACGAUACUGGUGGACCAUUGAGUUGCUAUGUCCCCACCACUGGAAGACACUAUGUCAGAGGGCUUCGAAUCAUAACAAAGAAGUGUGGAGUCCCAAGGAGGCCCAAUAUUUACCUACAAGUUAGCAAAUAUUACUACUGGAUUGCAAAUGCUGUCGAUCGCUACAAAGAAGCUCACUCUUAGUCAGUCUUUGUCAUCAGUCAUGAAGUUGUAAAGAUCACCUUUUGAGAUAUCAAAGGUUUGAAUGCAUUAACUAUUGAGUGUUUUAAAAGGAUCAAAUCAUACAUUUGUCAUGUUUGUCGCAACAUAAAUUGUAAAUUUAAGGAAAGAAAUGAUGGAUGAAUAAAAUAAAUUUGUCAUGUUUGUCGCAACAUAAAUUGUAAAUAAAAAAAAAAAC